AUGCCUCGCAAAUCCACACCGGCAGCACAUCCUCAACCCGCUACUACUCAUCCAUAUCCUCCCUCAUCAGCGCCAAUCGAGCGACUCCCCCUCGAGCUGAAACUUCGCGUAGUGUCUUACCUGUCUACCGCCGAUGCACACAAUCUAGCAUCAGUCUCAAAACCAUUACAGAAUGCAGCCGAAUCGGUCAUAUGGUCCAAGGUGGAUAUGUCUCUGCCCACAAAUUGGGAUAAACAGAUCCUGCUGUGGGAAGACAGUAUGCCAGAUUGGUGGGCGCAGCAUUCCCUCACACCGGAAAUGGAAGAUACCUUAGUAGAGUUCAAGUCAACUAUGGACAUGGAAGGAGGGUCUAUCGGUUGGUCAAGAGCUGAAGAUAGUGAUAUUUGCUGGAAUUUACGGAACCUCAAAUUCAUAACUCGGAUGAAACAAGUGUCAACAGCAUUGACAAGUCAUCCUUCUAGAGGUAAUUGGGUGAGGGAAUUACGUUUGGAAUUACCUCAAAUGCGUCAAGAUCGGUUAGAAGACAAGAGGACGCAAAUGGAUACUCUGAAGAAGAUUGUUGAAAUAGUCAGAGGGAAUCUUCGGAUAGUAAGAUUAGGAUCACCAGAGGUUAAUUUAAGAGAUGACUACUCCCAAACUCGGUAUCUUGACUCUCCAUUCUUUCUGGAUUAUAUCGGAUUGACCGAACGGAACGUUGGUAAAUUGCAUACGUUAGAAUUAGUCCUGGAAGGAUCGAUAUCUUUCCAGGCUCAGAUGGAGAACAUAGUCAAUAAGAUUGAAACUUCCACUAUCAAGAAGUUGGUCCUUAACCCUUCUUGGUCCGGUUCAUCUUGGUUCCCAGAUUCUAAUGACGAUCCCAUCCCUAAGACACCCUCACUCAAAACCCUCAAAACCUUGCAUCUAAACCACCUUCAUCCUCGCUCUGCAGAGGAGGCUUGCGGACUGAUCGGAUCCGCGGAUAGCUUGGAAGAACUCAAAGUGAGGUUUACGGAUGAUGGCGAAAGCGCUUGGGAUGUUUUUCACGAUCGGGCUAUCAAGACUUUUCGAGAACACAAGACGUUGAGGAGGAUUGAAUGGUAUGGUGGAUUGCAAGCCAGAUGGUGGUUUGAAAAGCUGGUUCAAAGUGGCUUUGACAAUGUCGAAGUGUUAGUGCAGAAUCAGGCAAUAGAAUGUGAGAGUGAGACGUUUAUCGAGAACACCCUCAUACCCCCCUUCUCAUCACUACGAACCAUCCUCAUUCCCUGUAGAACCCCCAAAUGGUACCGACACCUCUCACCACCAGAUUGGGCUAAAGCCCCACCACCUCGUAACUCGAUUUCUCCUCACGUCAUCUCACAUCUACUGGAAGCACCCAAUCUACUCGCAGUACAGUUCAGCAGUCUUUCUUCCUUAACUAUCAACGAGGUACUGGAUUCUUCACAAUGGUGCGACAAACGAGUUAAUGGGGUGCUCAUCCGAAGUUACAUCAACGAAAUAACAGGAGAGGAAUUGUUUCACUUUCGUCGACUAGAACUGUUGAUUGUUCAGCCAAAAAUAUACGACUCGACGUAUGAAGACAGAUAUGAUGGGAUGAAGGAAUGUAAAGGGGAUGAAGUAGAUCAUAGAUGGGUGGAUCAUACUUCCUUCAGGAACGCUACCGUACCUCCCCCUAUCCUGAAGAAAGUGUACAAGACAUCAGGUGAGAAAUUGGAUUGGACUACACCCGGAAGAGGGAUAUCAUUACCUGAGACGGCAUGGGAAGUAUUGCGAAGCUGGAGAGUGAAAUUACCUGAUAAAGGAUUAGAAGGAAGGAAGAUUGUAACGAGGAGAAUGGCUAGGGAUCUGCAAUAA
Molecule: messenger RNA, 1830 nt
Organism: Kwoniella mangroviensis CBS 8507
Lineage: Eukaryota; Fungi; Basidiomycota; Tremellomycetes; Tremellales; Cryptococcaceae
Exons: 2
Coding region: 1-1830 (609 amino acids)
Molecular function (GO): protein binding
Source: RefSeq, a predicted model, not a curated record